AUGAGGCUCCCCUUCAGGCAAGACACGGACAUGGCAGGUGCGAUCUUCAUGUGCAGCACCAGGGCAAGGGAGCAGUUCUUUGUCUCAGGCGUUUUCAGAGUUGCUUUAGAGUAUCAGCCCUUUGUCGACAAUGUCAAACAAGGGAUGCCUCUCUUUCUCUUUGACUACAACGAACGCAAGCUUUACGGGGUGUUUGAGGCUGCCUCUGAUGGUGGACUGGAUAUUACUGACAGAGCUGCUUUUAGAUCUUCUGGCCACUCAUAUCCUGCACAGGUUCGAUUCAAAAUUAUUUGGAAGUGCAGACCACUUGCAGAAGAUGAGUUCUCUCAUGCCAUAAAAGAGAAUUACUAUACGAUGUAUAAAUUCUAUUUUGACCUUUCCUACCAGCAGGUUGUCCAGCUAUAUGAGUUGUUUGAUAAUAAGAGGGUAGAGCAACCUAUUCGCAACUACACCAUAAGUGCUCAUUCGAAAGAAGGCCACUUCAGUAAAGGGAGACCAGACAAAAGGAGUUUGACUCCAAAUAUUUCUCCCAUUUCUACUGAUCAAUCACACACUUUGAUUGUAACAGCUGGAACAAACUAUUCUGCUCCUACAAGGAUGCGUGGAACUGUACCACAUAAUUUUGAGGCACGAACAAAUCUGUCAGUGCCAUUGGUAAGUAAACCUGUUGGAGUCCAAAUUGAUCCCAUCCACAGCAGCCAUCAUGUUCAAAAGAUAUUACCUUAUCAUAACAAUUCACAUCUCCAAGAUGUUUCGACAGUAGAUGGCAUUUCAACUCAGGUAUAUGCUCCCUGUUCUCAGACAAAUGGAUAUCACCAAGAUCAAGUUGUUGCAAAUCAAUCAUAUCCAAUAUCUGAUGACUACAUGCACAGUAGCUUGUCUUCUGGAUGCAUGACUGCCAGUCCAACUGAUAGAAUUAGGUCGUCUGAAAAGCAGUCAUAUGUAGGCAGUACUUCGCGAUCUCUUCAACAUAUUACUCAGGCAUCAACUGGCGGAGACAGAAACUACGUGAAUUCAACUCCAAAUGUCCCUUCGUAUCAUUUUUCUCUGGCAAAUCGACAAGGCAGUGCUAACUUGAAGGACAACUAUGAUAUCGACUGUCACCACUGCAAAGAGAUACACACAUCUGAGCAUCAGCACUUAAGCAAGGAAAGAGCUCAAGUAGCUCCAGUAUUAAUCCAACAAGGUAUUCCUGCAUACCCUGAAGUUCCUGAAGUAUCAACAAUUGGUCAACGGAAAGAUGAUUUUAGUGAUUACAUCCCGAUUGCUGAUUGUGCUCAAGAUUUUGAUAAUGAUUGGUGGAAACAUGGCUCCUAUCAUAGUGUUUCUAGUUCACUGGAUCGUCGAAAUGUUAUUGGAGCCAGCAUGUCAGAUCAAUUACACACAAAUCGUGAAAUAGAAGCUGAAAGUAACACAACAUUAGUUCCUGGUCAGUGCUCACAAAACAGUGUGUUUUCUCGCUUAUCGAUGAAGCAACAACCUCUUCAAGAAGUUGUUGGCUCACAAAACAGUGUGUUUUCUCGCUUAUCACCGAAGCAACAACCUCUUCAAGAAAUUACUGGUCCUUCACUCAGUCAAAUGCUUAAUUCACUUUCUACAAGAACAAAACAAUGGAGCAGUGGGAAUAGUACACAUAUUUCUAAAGAAAGAGAGAUUAGAAGUGAGAACAGUACACUUAUUUCUGAAAAAAGAGAGAUCAGAAGUGAGAACAUGACACUUAUUUCUCACAAAAGAGAGGAUAGAGCACUUGCUUAUGAUGCUGGCAAACAGUUGGCUGUUGAACAGUCCAUUGACAUAACCUGUCCUCUUGCUGAGCUAAACCUGCCAAACGUAGUAGAAGGAAAAGAAAGUGCAGAGCCUCCCUUCUUAAACUUCAAGAGGCGCAGCGAAACAGUGCAGCUGGAUGGCAACUUAGGAAAGGAGACUAGUGGAAAAAUGAAGAGGAGAAAGCUUGUGCGCCCUUCCUUUGGGGAGAAUAACAACUCUACUAAUUCUGGAAAAGAGAUCGAAGUGAAUGGAGCAGAGGACAGGAAACACCCACAUUUCGACGCCGAUGGGAACAAGUUCAAUAUUGACCUGAACAAACCGGCAUCCACAGACAAUGAUGUAGUGAAGGAGGAUGGUAGCACUAUACUGUGUCCUGUUGAUAUCAACAUACAAACUGAGAAGUCCUGUGAAGUAAACACCGCACACAAGCUGAAUUUUUCAGAUGCUAUGGAGGUAACUGGGAAACAAGAUCACCCUGUGGAGAAUGCCGCACAAACUGGUGGUAAAGUUUCACUUGAUUUGAGCAUUGCAGAUUUGGAUGCGAUGGACAAGUCUAAGCUUCAAGCAAUUCUUGAUUCACCAUGGUUGCAAGCACUUGACAAGCUGAGGAAUUGCAAGUCCAACAACUCUGAGGUGGCUGGAUCAAGCACUUGUGGUGAUGACAAUACAUUGAAAAUGGAGACGAACCCUGAUGGGAGCACCUAA
This is a messenger RNA of Triticum turgidum subsp. durum (durum wheat), 2472 nucleotides long. The record is from the annotation of a GenBank genome assembly. NCBI's taxonomy places the organism in Eukaryota, Viridiplantae, Streptophyta, Magnoliopsida, Poales, Poaceae.